Molecule: messenger RNA, 1158 nt
Organism: Menidia menidia (Atlantic silverside)
Lineage: Eukaryota; Metazoa; Chordata; Actinopteri; Atheriniformes; Atherinopsidae
Source: the annotation of a GenBank genome assembly
AUGAUGAGCGGCCUGGCGGCAGCGAAUAGCCAGACUUCUGCUGCUGGAAGCUACCCAGCGGAGGCGGAACCGGGAGGCUUUUUCCGGGCCCGUCACGCCGGUAUAGUGGAGCGGGAGGCCGGGGCCGGGGCCAGGGGCGCGGGCAGCAGCGGCGGAGCGGUGUCGGUGUCCAUAACCGGGCUGGGAGGCGAAGGCAUGGCCGCGGGAAGAGGGGCCGGGAAGGCCGCCUCGCUGUGGGACAAUAUGCGGAUCCGCUUCGUCGUCUGCUUCCUUGGAGUUUUCGUGUGUUAUUUCUAUUACGGAAUACUUCAAGAGAUCAUCACGCGUGGUACUUAUGGUCAGGAGAAGUUCACAUUCGCCCGGACACUGGUCUUCAUCCAGUGCAUCAUAAAUGGGAUGUUUGCCAGAGUCUUGAUACAGUUUUUUGAGGACUACAAACCAGAUCUGACCAAGAGCUGGCUCUACGGUGUGUGUUCCCUGUCUUACCUGGGAGCCAUGGUGUCCAGCAACUCUGCCCUUCAGUACGUCAACUACCCCACACAGGUGUUGGGCAAAUCCUGCAAGCCGAUUCCAGUGAUGAUGCUCGGUGUGACCAUCCUCAGGAAGAGGUACCCUAUGGCUAAGUACCUGUGCGUGCUGCUGAUCGUGGGCGGCGUGGCUCUGUUCCUCUACAAACCCAACAAGAGCUCGGCCGUGGCAGACGACCACGUUUUUGGCUUUGGCGAGAUUUUGCUGCUGGUGUCCCUGACACUGGACGGGCUGACCGGCGUGGCCCAGGACCACAUGAGGGCCCGCUUCCAGACCAGCGCCAACUACAUGAUGCUGAACAUCAACGUGUACUCCUCUCUGGUUCUGGGGAUAGAAUUGGGGGAGUUCCUGCUCUUUACCGAGCGCCACCCCCACGUCCUCUACAGGAUCCUCCUGUUCGGGCUGACCAGCGCACUGGGCCAGACCUUCAUCUUCAUGACGGUGGUGUACUUCGGGCCCCUGACCUGCUCCAUCGUCACCACCACCAGGAAGUUCUUCACCAUUCUGGGAUCCGUCGUUUUGUUCGGGAACGUGCUGAGUCAGAUGCAGUGGGUCGGCACCAUCCUGGUGUUCCUCGGUCUUGGAUUGGAUGCUAAAUUUGGCAAAUCCCCAAAGAAAACAACACACUAA